GCAGCACUGGUCUUCUCUCCCACUUUAAUCCAGGUUUUCACGGAACAUAAGUAUUUUUUUUUGUGUCUUUUUCUCCCCCUCUCGCUGGGUGCAGUAUGAGCACUAAAUGCAGCAGCUACAUCAGCGCUGACGGUGCGUUCGUGGACGGGUUCUCCUGCCCAAAGCCGGGGAAUGCCGCUGCUGCUGUCUACUGCUGUGGCUUUAAUGAUGUGAAGUACUGCUGUGAUGACCCCAACAGCUUCUACCCAUAUGAGUAUGGAUACAUGUGGUGGCUGAGCAUCGGUGCUCUGGUUGGUCUCUCUAUUGCAGCUGUGGUCCUUCUUGCUUUCCUUAUUACCGUAUGUGUCCUCUGCUACCUCUUCAUUGCCACCAAACCCAGUCGUCUUGACAACGGCUUACCCUUAAGAGCUCCAGCAGUGGAGCCCAGUGAAGGAUCCAGUCAUGGAACAACAUCCACUGGUCCACAGGGAUUCAGAAAACACUUCAAAGGCAGGAAACUGGAUUGUGACAACCAGCCGCCAGAUCCUGAGCGUCUUUUCCAAAGAUGUUUCACUGCGAAUGUGACUGGUGUAAAAGUGGAAAGUCCCUCAUAAAUCCUUAAAGAAAAGCCUUAUAACGAAGUGGAACCGGCGAUUGUCAAGAGAGCUGGAUGCAGUGCGAGUGGACAGAGGCACAAUAAAAGCAGCGUUCUCACAAUGUGCUGAAGUGGCAUUAGACUGGAUUGAAUAUAAUGAAAUACUAGAAGAAGAGAAAAAAGAAAGAACUAUAAGAGACAAGAGGAUUUGUCAAAAGACCCAAAGGAGUUUUUCAUGCAUUAAAUUUGUCAUCAUUGCUGCAUUAGCGCUGCAGCACCAUGCAUCAGUAAUUGAGAAUUUACCCCUUCGUCUUGGAGCAGAAGCAUACGCUAAUGCAUAUGAUUUCUUUAACGAAAGCCGAUAUACAUUUUUUGUCGUAAAUCAUUUAAGAUUUGUUGUUUGCAUUCAGGAUCAAGUGCAUCUACUCGCUUUGGGACAACAAGGCUGUACAGCUAUAUUUUACUCAGGGACUGAUAUGCCUGUGGGGAGGGUCUACAUUAUGAUGAAACUGACAUCAGCAAAAUUAGCAACAGCAUCAUCUUAAAACAACUUGUUUACUUUUUAUUGACAAGUGACUUCGAAUAUGGGCUGGGGGCUGGGCCUGAUGGAUGGGAGAGUCUUUUUUUUUUUUUCUAAUGAACCAAAAGUCAACACUAGUGUCUUUGCUUAAACCACGGACAUGCAGGGUCUACCCCCCCCCCC
This is a messenger RNA of Sphaeramia orbicularis (orbiculate cardinalfish), 1277 nucleotides long. RefSeq names its product protein shisa-like-2A. Lineage: Eukaryota; Metazoa; Chordata; Actinopteri; Kurtiformes; Apogonidae. The transcript is spliced from 3 exons. The coding region runs from base 96 to 593 and encodes 165 amino acids. The record is from RefSeq and is a predicted model, not a curated record.